Lampris incognitus (smalleye Pacific opah) is the source of this 2938-nucleotide messenger RNA. RefSeq names its product poly (ADP-ribose) polymerase family, member 12b (gene parp12b). The record is from RefSeq and is a predicted model, not a curated record. Gene Ontology annotation, molecular function: metal ion binding. The transcript has 9 exons. NCBI's taxonomy places the organism in Eukaryota, Metazoa, Chordata, Actinopteri, Lampriformes, Lampridae. Bases 281 to 1720 code for a protein of 479 amino acids.
AAACAGAAACUGAGUGAUUGGUUUCGUUUUUCAUAAUACGAAACUUGGCCUGGAUUAUUUGAAUUAAUUUACUGUGCGUGCACGUACUCAGGUCACAGCCCUGAUCCAGCGAGUCUGGUCGUAGGGUUGCAUUUUUUUAACCCGUUUCUAUCAUAGAGAAUAAACAAUCUGGCCCACAAUGCCUUCUGCCACAGCCUUUAUACAAUUCUGACGAGAACGUAAGUAAAAACCACAGAAAAAAACGAAAGUGAAUUCAAAAGGCUCGAGGUCGGUCGCCCCCAUGCGGGCCAAGGUGGAACGGCCCCGCAGCAACAGUGAACCGAUGCGAGACUACUUCCGUUUUCUGUGUUUCUGGUCACUUAGGCUUUUCGUCUCGGAGAUGUCCAGCUACACUUCCAUCAUUCACUAUGCCACGAGUGUCCUUUGCGGCAGCAAGGGGGCCAUGGUCCUGCUGCAGCUACACCGGAAGGUGUUCCAGCGCUUCAACGUCAACGAGGACGAGUUUUGGUACAUAGUGAAGAAGUGUCCUCGCUUUGUGGUGGUGAAGAACAAGGAGGGGACGCACGGAUGGGGAGCCGACUGCACGGUGGUGGCGAAAACGUCGCUGAGAUUGUGCAAGAAAUACUCAAAAGAGAGCUGCGUGAAUUGCCAGGAGUUGCAUCUGUGUAAAUACUUUGUGUACGGAAACUGCAGAUACGGGAAAGGCAGGAAGCCGUGCCGGUUCUCUCACGACAUCCGUUCAGAGCACAACUACCCUCUCCUGCGAGAGUGCACCCUUCAUGAGCUAAAUGAGGAGGACCUCUUCCUGCUCCUGCUACAGAAUGACCCUGCCCUGUUGCCGGAGGUGUGCUCUCACUACAACAAGGGCACUGGGAUGUACGGCACCUGCACCUUCAAAGAUGGCUGCACCAAGCUGCACCUGUGCCAGCACUUUGUUCAGGGCUACUGUAUGUUUGGCCACAAGUGCAUGCGGCAGCACGUCAUCGAUCAGGACGGCUGCCGCAUGCUGGAGGAGCGGGGCCUCGGCGGAGACAUCAUCCAUGACCUGCCUCUGAUUUACCAGAACAUCCAUCAGCUAACCGCACUUUCAUCCAGCUCCCCCAAAGAGGACCUGCCCGACCUGCAGUCCCAGGCUGCCGCUCAGACAGACGAGAAGAACGAGAUCUGCCUACAUUUUAUCCGCAAGAGCUGCCGAUUCCAGGACAGUUGCAUCCGUGUGCACUUCAACCUGCCGUACAAGUGGGAGGUGUUUGACGGGGACAAAUGGAAGGACCUGAGGCAUAUGGAGGAGAUCGAGCGGGCCUUCUGUGACCCGCGGAAAACCCAGAGCCCCGGCGCACGGCCUGUGGACUUUCUGACCAUGAGACGGGAGGCGGACCCCGUCCGUCGCCUCUCCACAGUUUCCUCAGUAACCAAGCCACCCCACUACAUCCUGACCACUGAAUGGCUGUGGUACUACAAGGGUGACCAUGAGAACUGGAUUGAGUAUGGAAAGCCUGACGACAAGCAGCGCACAACCUCUGUGACUUCUAGGAACCUGGAGGAAGUGUACAUGACAAACAAGUCAGCUGAAAUCAAAAUUGUAAAAGGCCACCGGCAUUACUAUCUCAGCUUCCAAGACAUGUACCAGCGAAACCCGAAGCACAACACCAAGAGGAGAGUGCGCCGCCGACCACGCUUCAUCUCCAUCAAAGAGAUGGAGGAGCAGAUUGUUCGUUAGAAAAGAGAACAGAACUGACAUUGCUAUCUUUCUGGACGGAAGAGUGCCUUAACUCGGGGCAGAUGAGUGGGAGGAAGGUGGGGGUAUUUUCCUCUGAAGAAACAACAUCCCAGUGGUUUCCACAUUAAACAGCCUCUUUUUCAGUCUCCUCAUCUUUCUGCUCUUCGUACCGGCUUCAUGGUUUACCCUGCAUUCACAUGGAAUCCUGUAAACGGCAAACCAGGAUCAGGAAUCAGGAGCACUUCCCUUCAUGCACUUGCGCACGUGAAAUGAAACGAAAUGCGGUUUCCCCCGGCCCACAGCAGCACAACACACAGCGGUACAACACCAAGACAAAAACACAUCCAAAAACUACAAGAACACACCUAUCCUGACUAACACAUAUAUCAAAACUAAAAUAAAAAUUCCACUGUCCAGGAGAACGAACGCCAGAUAGGAGGACUGUCAGAACUGCCGGUCUGCAUUGGUUAGCAGUUAGCUUAGCCCGCCCCGCUUCUGUGUCCUGUUAGGCCGCCCUCGGCGUCUCCUCCUCAGGUGCAGCUCCAGGCAGGGGCCGUAGUCCCCCCCCCCCCUGGGCCCACCAGACGAAGCAGACCAGGCUCCCUCAGCCGAUCCAGCGCCAGCCCUCCCAGCCAGACACCUCCGACGCACCUCCGACACACAAGUCAGUGUUGUGGAUAAGUGCCGGGAAAAUCGGAUGACACCAACAAAUUACGCAGACAACGGCGGCAAAGUUUAAAAUAUUCUAAUUUUUUGCCAUCCUCCGUGGCAGAAUUCAAAAUCUGAUGUUAACAAAAAAAAGAUGGCAGGUUAAUUUGUAUCACAACUUAUUUAUCUGAAAACAAUACGUCACCAUAGCAACCCAUAUAGCUUUUUUUUUUUUGGUCGUCAUGCAGUUUGGUGUUUUUCCCGGUCCAUGUUGCCGCCUGCAGUUCACCGUCUCCCAGAUUCCAUGUUAAUGCAGCACAUCUUUCACACAGAGUGGAUUUAUCUGUCUUACUAGUCACUUUUUCUUUCUCUCUUUUUUUUUCCUAUAAUGUUGCCCCAGCAGCAGCAUGGCAUAGGUCAACAAUACACACAAUGUCAGGACGGACGUGAAAUUACUGUAUUUUCCGGGAUGAAACGAAAGGAAUAAAACUUUGACGUUGGUGAACUGUCAGCUGUCAUUGCAUCAUGUCUGCUCAAGGUAAUGGAAGGAGUCGCUAUUAAAGAUUUCAC